AUGGAAUUGCAAUACGUCGACGAGGAGCGGAAGCGCGUGAACGAACUGAUGCUUCGGCUCGACUCGAUGCCCGUCGGCAAGAGUGGUACAGCCGCCGGCGGACACGGCGGUCCUGUGCAGCAUCUGCUGCAGCAGCGGUUUGCGCGACGAUUCGUGCCCAAACUGAUCGGCUCCGCCGGCGUUGCCGGGCUCGGGCCCGGCGGCAAGGGCUCUCUGGCCCACGCGACGACCGGGCAGCCAAGGAGCGGCCCGCUCCUGCGCUCCACCAACGGUCCGGCCAGUCGAGCCUCGCUCGCCGGCCUGACGGGCGAUCUCGAGACUGCCGAGUACUUGGCCAUGCACGGUACCUAUCCCCUCAAUCUCGGCCUCGUGAGCGAGCAUGCCACGCCGGGCUCGGCUUUCAGCCUCACCUCCACUGCCGCCGGCUUCGUGUCGGGCCUCUCGGCCGGCGCCGGUACCCUCCACCGGAUCGCCAUUCAGCUCAAUUUCACAGUCGGCGUAAGACGGAUUAAAAUUUAA
Messenger RNA from Protopolystoma xenopodis, 519 nucleotides. The record is from the annotation of a GenBank genome assembly. Lineage: Eukaryota; Metazoa; Platyhelminthes; Monogenea; Polystomatidea; Polystomatidae.